GCCCGGAGCGGCCAGCGGACCCCGCCUCCCCGCAGCCUUCUGCGGCGCGCCGGCCCUCGCCCGGAGCCCCAUCGUCCGUGCCGACCCCGGGGAGUUGGCGGGCCGGGCCGGGGCAGCCCUGCCUAGGCAGGAUGUUCACGUCGAAGUCCAACUCGGUGUCGCCCUCGCCGUCUCUGGAGCAGACUGACUCGGACGCGCUGGACAUCAGCACCAAAGUGCAGCUCUACGGUGUGCUAUGGAAGCGGCCCUUCGGGAGGCCGUCGGCCAAGUGGUCCCGGCGGUUUUUCAUCAUCAAAGAGAGCUUUCUUCUUUACUACUCUGAGAGCGAAAAAAAGAACUUUGAAACGAAUAAAUACUUCAAUAUACACCCUAAGGGCGUCAUCCCCCUGGGAGGCUGCCUGGUAGAGGCCAAGGAAGAGCCCAGCAUGCCCUACGCCAUGAAAAUCUCCCACCAGGACUUCCAUGGAAACAUCUUGCUGGCUGCCGAGUCCGAGUUCGAGCAGACCCAGUGGCUGGAGAUGCUGCAGGAGUCCGGGAAGGUGACUUGGAAGAAUGCCCAGCUGGGAGAAGCCAUGAUCAAAAGCCUGGAGGCGCAGGGGCUGCAGCUGGCCAAGGAGAAGCAGGAGUAUUUAGACAAACUGAUGGAGGAGACCGAAGAGCUCUGCCUUCAGAGGGAGCAGAGAGAGGAGCUUGAGCGCCUCAACCAGGUGCUGGAGGCCGAGAAACAGCAGUUUGAGGAGGUGGUGCAGGAGCUGAAAAUGGAGCAGGAGCAGAUCAAAAGGGAGCUAGAACUGACUGCAAGAUGCCUCAAGGGUGUGGAGCAAGAGAAGAAGGAGCUGAGGCACCUUACGGAGUCCUUGCAGCAAACGCUGGAGGAACUUUCCAUAGAGAAGAAGAAAACCCUGGCAAUGCUGGAGGAGAAUGAGAACCAGCUGCAGACACUGGCCAAUCAGAGUGAGCAGCCCCCUCCCAACGGGGGUCUCCAUAGCAACCUGAGGCAGAUAGAAGAGAAGAUGCAGCAGCUUUUGGAGGAGAAGCUCUUGGCUGAGAAGCGGAUGAAGGAGAACGAAGAGCGCUCUCGUGCCCUGGAGGAGGAGCGCGAGUUCUAUUCCAGCCAGUCCCAGGCGCUCCAGAACUCGCUGCAGGAGCUGACGGCAGAGAAGCAGCAGGCUGAGCGGGAGCUCAAGGCUGAGGUGAAGGUCCGCAUGGACCUGGAGAGGCGUCUGCGGGAGGCAGAGGGGGCCUUGCGGAGUCUGGAACAAGGGCUUAACUCCAAGGUGCGGAACAAGGAGAAGGAGGAGAGGAUGCGGGCUGACGUGAGCCAUCUGAAAAGGUUCUUCGAGGAGUGCAUCCGGAACGCGGAGCUGGAGGCCAAGAUGCCGGUCAUCAUGAAGAACUCCGUGUACAUUCACAAGGCGGCCACUCGCCGCAUCAAGAGCUGCCGCUUCCACCGGCGCCGGUCCAGCACCUCCUGGAAUGACAUGAAGCCGUCCCAGUCUUUCAUGACCUCCCAGCUGGAUGCCAACAACAUGGAGGAGCUAAAGGAGGUGGCCAAGAGGCUCAGCCGCGACCAGCGUUUCCGGGAAUCCAUCUACCAUAUCAUGGCAAACCAGCCAGGAGCGCCCUCCGCGGUUCCCCGGGGUGGAAAGUGAUGGGCGCUACCCCCCUGCCUCCCAGGUCUUUUCUCAGUGGGUAAAGGCUGGAGGAGGUGCCAGGGGGAGGUCUGAGUCUACCUGACACCUCUCUGCUCCCCUGUGUGCCCCCACCUGAGGGCCAGCCUCACCCUCAUAGGACAGGGUUGGCGCCUCCCUCACCCCCACCCAGAAACCUACUCUUGGGUUUACAUCAGGCCCAAGUUGGGUGCUGCCUGGUUGUCACCUGGUGCUCACCUGGUGAGGCGGGGAGGAGCCUGGCUGCACGUGGAGACAUUUUAGUUGGGGAGUGGGGUGGGCAGGGCCCAUAGCCUUCACUUGGGCCCACCACAGCUCCCUGUGAUGCUGCUUCCCUGUCUUCAUGUAUAAAGGACUCCCCUCCACGCCUCGAUACCUGCUUCCCUCUGAGGUUCCUAACCCUGUCUUUGCUUCUGAGACCCAUAGACAUCCCUCAACCACGGCCCCUUACUUUUACCACAUCGUGGGGCAGGGAAGAGAGGGACCUCCCACAGGGACUUUGGGUUUGUGGCAUACCACACUUGGGCCACUGUGUCUUCCUGGCUGAGGGGCUACCCACUCACUCCCGUCCUCAGGCGAGCUCACCCACCUGCAGCUUCAGCACCCUUUGAGAGUGGUGUGACUCCACCCCAUCCCUCCUGCCUGCCUACCCAGGGCUCUGGGCCCUGGCUGGGAUCUGCAGCCAGCAGCAAUUCUGAGGACUCUCCCGGAGGACGAGUAGUAAGCUCAGGGGGUGGAACAAGGUGGCCCUGGCUGCUGCAUUGUCUGCUCCUGCUUUAGCCUGCUUUAGCUACCUUGCUGCCUCCUCUCCCUACAGAGGCUUUUUUUAGUGAAGCAAUGUGACCCUGAAAGAUGGGGGGCCUGGACCUGCAAUAAUGGCAGUAGCCAUUGAUUGGCGCUGUGUGGUCCCGGGUGAAGCUGGAACACCCUGUAGGUGGUCUGUGGGGUGUGUCCCUCCGCACAGUCAGCUCUGCUCCUCUCCUCCUAGCCACAUCCUCCAAAGCUGCCUAAAUCCACUGGGCUCUCUAGAAGAGGGGGCCUACGUGGGAUGAGGAUGUUCAUGGACACUGGUGAUAUUAAAGGCAUUGAUUCUCUGCUGCUUGGCAAACAGAGCGAGGUGCCCAGGCCGGAGUGGCACAUAGAUGGCUGCCGGGCAAACCCCAGCAGAGGUGCUGGCCUCCCCUUCAAAUUACAUGCGUGUCAACCGGCAGUCUAGUCCACGCUGGGCGGGGAACCCUGCUCUGUGCUCAAGGUUGCCUGAUGAAGCUAAGGGAGACACAGUUCAAGUCCUGGGUGGACUGAUGUCUUCAACAGUCUCUGUGGAAUCUGGGUGGAGAGAGGGGCAGAGGCACUUAGAAACAAUGCAUCAGAAAAGGAGGAGCCUAAAAAUAAAAACUUUGAACACAUAGGAACCCACACAAACUUGGGACCCAUUUAUCUGAAGUGUAUGUAGACUUUGAAAUGAGGAAGAUGUGUAAAAUCCAGAUUACCAUUUUAUUUUUUGUUUGUAAAGGAAUUAGGUUAAUAAUGCUCUGCUCUUGGAGAAAGAUCUUUUGGAAAUUUUCAAAUGUAUUUUUUUUUCUCCCAGGCCAGCAAUUAACCAGAAAGGAAAGUGCUUUUCCAUGCACAUUUCACCAUUCCCUAGUUUCUUUCCUACCUUGUACUGCCCAUGCCUUGGGCAAGUGUUGAUUAUGUCAACAAACCGAUCAGUCCCUAAGUAUUUAUAUGUACCUAACACUGUAAAUAGAAAAAGAGAAACAUCUCUAUAUGAAAAUAUAUCAGAGUGGAAAUUACUUAUUGGAAUGUAUUGAUCUGAUUUUUUUAAAAAAUAAAACUCUUAUUCCUUGUCCAAUUAAAUGUGUUUCCUGCAGUA
Suricata suricatta (meerkat) is the source of this 3543-nucleotide messenger RNA. It is a transcript of the gene PLEKHD1, whose product is annotated as pleckstrin homology and coiled-coil domain containing D1. The coding region runs from base 132 to 1652 and encodes 506 amino acids. NCBI's taxonomy places the organism in Eukaryota, Metazoa, Chordata, Mammalia, Carnivora, Herpestidae. The record is from RefSeq and is a predicted model, not a curated record. The transcript has 13 exons.